UCAAUCACGGCAUACACACAACCCCGACGUGUUGUCGGGCUUUGAUCAGUACUGAUUUUCUUGAAGUAAGAAAAGGCGAACAAAGUAAAGAACUAUGAAAGACGGAAGAUCCAAGUACCUCGUUAUUGCGGUUGCUGUAAGCUUAUGUCUUGUAGGGAUUUCAAUCGGAAUAGGCUAUYUUAUUGGACGAGCCGUUAAGACAAAGGAAUUCGAAGAUGCCCAAAAAUCAGAAGUUAAAGGCACAGUGGAAAAAAACGUCGGUUUGCACAAAGAAGCUGUAAAUGAUGUUUCGACAUCGAAUUUACGAGAGAAUUUAAGGUACUUCACGAGGCAACCCCAUUCACCUGGUUCCAAAGAAUCCUAUGACUUGGCUCUCUACAUUAAAGAAAAAUGGUUGAAAUAUGGGUUUGAUAAAGUCGAACUGAAGAAGUACAACGUCCUCCUCUCUGUACCAGAAAAGGCUGGUGUAAUUACRGUGAAGUAUGCGAAUGGCAGUCAGUUCUAUCAGACGCAGCCGGUUGAUGCUUCCAUGGACCCUGCGUAUAACGAUUCUAGAGUGUUCCCUCCUUUCGGUGCGUUCUCUCCAGCUGGUUCUGUUACGGGAAAGUUGGUGUUUGCAAACUAUGGAAGAGCUAGUGAUUACAGUACUCUUAAAGCAAACAACAUCAGCGUUGCAGGAAAAAUUGUCAUAACAAGAUUUGGAAAGUCAUCCAGGGUCGUCCAGCAUGGGCGUGCACACAGAAAUGGAGCUAUUGGUCUCAUCAUGUACAUGGAUCCUGAAGAAUAUGCCAAACAAGGCGUUGACAAAGUUUAUCCAGAAUAUAAUUGGAUGCCUAAAAAUGGGGUUCAGAGAGGAACUCUUAAAUAUUCCCCGGUUAGAGGGGACCCCCUAACUCCUGGCUAUCCAMCUGUUGAUGGUAUUUAUCGUCUACCUCUUGAAGAAGCCAAGAAAGAUCUACCACAAAUUCCCGUCCAGCCAAUUUCGUACGGCGAUGCCGAGCCUUUAUUGAGGAUGCUCAAGGGUGACGUUGGAAAGGGAUCGGWUUGGCAAGGUGCUUUACCAUUCACCUAUGGAGUGGAAAUGGAGAAAAAUGACAKCAGGAAUGUAACUUUAACUGUGAAUACGGCACUGAAGGCGUUUGACAUCUACAAUGUCAUUGGUACUAUAACCGGAACAGUUGAGCCAGAUCACCUGGUCUUACUUGGUAACCAUAGAGAUGCUUGGYUAUACGGUGCGGCUGAUGCUUCUAGUGGUACUUCUGCCAUGAUGGAAACGUCCAGGGUGAUCGGAAAUAUGCUGAAAAAGGGUUGGAAACCAAGAAGAUCGUUGGUAUUUUGUAGUUGGGGCGCAGAAGAACCCCAGCUGAUGGGAUCUGCGGAAUGGAUGGAGGACUAUGCAAGGCUUCUCCAUCGUCGAGCAGUCGCUUACCUUAAUGUAGACAUGUCUGUCGAUGGAGCGUAUUCAUUCAGAGCUAAGUCUAUGCCUUCCAUGGACUGGAUUUUGUUUGAAGCUACUAAAAAGAUUCAGAGUCCUUAUAAUAAUGAAACAGUUUACGAAGAAUGGAAAAGAAAGAUUCCCGAUACAACCUCAAGAUAUGAUGUAAAGGGAGUAGUUCCGAGUACUCAGACAAUCAAAGCUGGUAGCGAUUAUGCUGUGUUCUAUCAGAGACUGGGAAUUCCUUGUGUGGACAUACGAUAUACAUAUGAUAGGAAGACRAGUGGCAAUCCYUUAUACCAUUCAAUCUAUGAUAACUUCCACAUGAUGUCAAAACUGAUUGACCCUACAUUCAAGUUCCACCAAGUAACUACACGAGCAUGGACGCAGAUCGCUUUGGACAUGGCCGAUUCGUUCAUCAUUCCUCUCAAUGRCACGCACUAUGCAUAUAUGUUGAAGUAUUACCGUCGUAUUUUUUGGAACAAAUUUAAAAAGGAUUUCGAGGCAAAUGGGAUAUCCUUUGAGCACGUUGAUUACGCUAUUGGGAAUUUUAGCAGGGUUGCUGAGGAGUUCCAAAGCAAUAUUGACAAGGCCGAUCUGAGAAAGCAGAGUUACCUGUACAGGAUCAAUUCUCGAUUGGUUAACCUUGAGAGAGCAUUCAUUGAUGACAGCAUCAUCAGCCCUCCAAGACCAUUUCAAAGGCAUGUGAUCCUCACACCCAGUGUGCGGUUAUAUUAUUAUKUUAUGGGAGGAGUGGUUGAGGCGAUUUACGACGCCAGGAAAGGGGGAUCAUGGGAAGGUGUUAAGAAGCAAGUUUCUGCCAUUCAGUAUGGCAUCCAAUCGGCCAGUCAUCUGUUGGACAUGUCUCCCAUAUAGUACGAAUUAGAUAACCCCAGUCGAGUCAUAAACGGAUAACUAUGCAAUUCGCGUACAUGUAUUUUAUAGUCUACAAUUGUAGCUUGUUUUAUUAAACUAAACAUGCGCUCCACACAUUUUAUCGUCUAGCUUGUGACACACAAUUUGUUAUUGAUUUUACUUUCACGAAACUUGUAACGGGUCUUAUAGACUAGUGCUAUUUAACAUCGAAACAGCUGAUAAUUAUUAGUUUGCAAAUAUGCAAAUAGGAUUAGAUAAAAAUGUAUAACAAAUGACGGGUUUUAUGUAGUUAUUGACAUAUAUUUGUAGAUAAUAAAGCGUUUUUAAACAGCAACGA
Molecule: messenger RNA, 2648 nt
Organism: Exaiptasia diaphana
Lineage: Eukaryota; Metazoa; Cnidaria; Anthozoa; Actiniaria; Aiptasiidae
Product: glutamate carboxypeptidase 2
Exons: 17
Coding region: 95-2311 (738 amino acids)
Molecular function (GO): carboxypeptidase activity
Source: RefSeq, a predicted model, not a curated record